This is a messenger RNA of Aureobasidium pullulans EXF-150, 675 nucleotides long. Its product is annotated as DUF1903-domain-containing protein. NCBI's taxonomy places the organism in Eukaryota, Fungi, Ascomycota, Dothideomycetes, Dothideales, Saccotheciaceae. The transcript has 5 exons. Gene Ontology annotation, cellular component: mitochondrial intermembrane space. The record is from RefSeq and is a predicted model, not a curated record. The coding region runs from base 152 to 391 and encodes 79 amino acids.
GCGCCUGGCAGUCGCAUACAACACCGCAUUAUUACAAGACUCGACGUUCCACAGAAGUUGCGAGAAUCGUCCUGUCCACUCUUUCAAUUCUUCACUUUGUCUCAAGUCUUCACGCUUCAUUUCCUAUACGGCUUUCACAACAAUCACAAUCAUGGGUUUGGACAAAGAUCUCAAGACAGACCCUCCGUGUCAUCCUCGCGCAUGUGCUAUUCAAGACUGCAUACAGAAGAACGGCUACGACGAGAGCAAAUGCCAGAAGCAGAUUGACGCUUUGUACGAAUGCUGCAAUGCCUUUUACGAAAAGAAUGGCGAUAGCGCGUCGACCGUAAGUUGCCCAAAGGCAGGUCUCUUGAGAUUGAAGAUGAGACAGCGCGCGCAAGGUAUCAAGUAGAUACGCUGCUGCACUCAGAAGUUCAACUCACGAAAAGUAUCAUGUAUAUAAAAGAUAGAGAUUUCACACCCAUGUCCAUGCUGCAUUCCCAUCUCUUCCCGAGAGAAGAUAGAUACAAUUAGACAGAAGGCGUAUUUGAUUCUGUGGCUGUCGGAGCACGCUGAAUGAGGCCUCAUGGACCUGUACAAACAUUGAAAAGUCGUACCGAGACUCUAAAGACAACCAUCUAGACAUUGUUGAGAGGAGGAAGAAGGAUCGCAAGGAGGAAGAAAGUUUUAUUCGCG